Cinclus cinclus is the source of this 1463-nucleotide messenger RNA. RefSeq names its product HLF transcription factor, PAR bZIP family member (gene HLF). The coding region runs from base 16 to 630 and encodes 204 amino acids. The transcript is spliced from 4 exons. Gene Ontology annotation, biological process: regulation of transcription by RNA polymerase II. The record is from RefSeq and is a predicted model, not a curated record. NCBI's taxonomy places the organism in Eukaryota, Metazoa, Chordata, Aves, Passeriformes, Cinclidae. Gene Ontology annotation, molecular function: DNA-binding transcription factor activity, RNA polymerase II-specific; RNA polymerase II cis-regulatory region sequence-specific DNA binding. Gene Ontology annotation, cellular component: nucleus.
UUCCAGUUGGAAUACAUGGACCUGGAAGAAUUCCUCUCAGAAAAUGGCAUUCCACCCAGCCCAAACCAGCACGAGCCUAGCCCACACCAGUCAGGUCUCCAGCAAGCUACCUCAGCAUCACCUUCUGUCAUGGACCUCAGCAGCAGGGCUUCUACUUCAGUCCAUCCAGGCAUGGUGUCGCAGAACUGCAUGCAGAGCCCGCCUCAAGCAAACCGGAACACACCAAGCCCCAUUGAUCCUGAGACUAUCCAAGUUCCUGUUGGCUACGAACCUGACCCUGCAGAUCUGGCUCUGUCCAGCAUUCCUGGCCAGGAGAUGUUCGAUCCUCGCAAGCGCAAGUUCUCUGAAGAAGAGCUGAAACCCCAGCCCAUGAUUAAGAAAGCUCGCAAAGUCUUCAUCCCAGAUGACCUAAAGGACGACAAGUACUGGGCCAGGCGCAGAAAGAACAACAUGGCAGCCAAGCGCUCGCGGGACGCGCGGCGGCUGAAGGAGAACCAGAUCGCCAUCCGCGCCUCCUUCCUGGAGAAGGAGAACUCGGCGCUGCGCCAGGAGGUGGCCGACCUGCGCAAGGAGCUGGGCAAGUGCAAGAACGUCCUGGCCAAGUACGAAGCUCGGCACGGCCCCCUGUAAAUCCCACGCAGGGGUGUUUUGGGUUCUUUUUUUUUUUUUUCUUUCUUUUUUCUUUUCUUCUUUUCUCUCUUUGUCGCGGGUUGGCAUUUGACUAGAUGGACAAUGUGUUUCCUGUUUGAUAGCACCACACCCAAACCAACCUUUCUGUCUUCAGCACUUUACCAGAAGCAGAAACAAAACUGACUUAGCGUUGGUUUUUGUUGUUGUUGUUGUUGUUUUGGUUUGUUUUUUUUUUUUCUCUUUUUGUUUGCAUGUACGUGUCCCCGCGUGCGUGUGUGUGCACACGUGCGUGCCAGGUCUGUGUCUGUGGGUGUGCAUGUGCGUGGGUGUGCGUGAGCAUCUCAGCACUUCCCAUUUUUAUCAGCCCUCUUCAAAGGGUGCCACAUUUUUACCUGGACUGUUGACAACCGCCAUAGUAAGCUUUUUAUUAUCUUUUUUUUUUUUCUUCAGUGCUGCUUCAGAGUAGGGGUUUUAUGUUCUCGUAAUCAGUUCCAUCCUCCUGAUUUACUUGGAAAGAUCCCAGCAUAAAUUACAAAAAAAAAAGGAAAAAAAAAAAGAAAAAAAAAGGUAGAUCUCAGUUUUUUUUUUUUGAGAGUAACAAGCUAUCAUUUAAGUCUGUCUAAUCAGAAAAGUUAACAUGCUAAUAAAAUGCACAAAUAGUAAUUUAGUACUACACUGCAGAACUAUUAAUUUAUAGAUUGCUUUUGUUGUAUUUUUAAGUUUUGGUGAUAUUCGUCUUCAGAUUUAAAAGUGCUGUUAGACUGAGUUUAGCUAUACUCAUGAUAGAUCCCAUAAUGGCUUCUCUGUAGCUACUAAGGUUCCUUUUCUCUCCA